AUGGCUUCAACUAUGGUUCGCAAAAGUGGCCGUGAUGUCGCAGCUCUAGAUAUCAAUUACUACCAGCCAGAUCCCGAGCACCCGAAGCGUUCCAACCACUUUGAUGUCCUGACCAAUUCGGGAUUUAUGUUGGUGCUUGCAACUAUCCUCAAUGCAAAGCCCGGGUGUUUUACAGCUUUGGCUGGCAUUGUUUGCAGCUCUUGGACGGUGAUCAAUAUGGCUACAUCAGGUCGUACAACAUGUACUCCAUUAGGGCGGGAAGACAGGGAGUAUGUGGCCUCAGCCAAUUUAAUGGCAGCACGGUCUCAUGGAUACAAUUGUGGUAGUUAUUUGGGAUUGGUUGUGAUUUUUGGUGACCGAAAAAAUGCCCAAAGUUAA
Molecule: messenger RNA, 378 nt
Organism: Cladocopium goreaui
Lineage: Eukaryota; Dinophyceae; Suessiales; Symbiodiniaceae
Source: the annotation of a GenBank genome assembly